Serendipita indica DSM 11827 is the source of this 2943-nucleotide messenger RNA. NCBI's taxonomy places the organism in Eukaryota, Fungi, Basidiomycota, Agaricomycetes, Sebacinales, Serendipitaceae. The record is from the annotation of a GenBank genome assembly.
AUGCUUAUGACUGAGCGGUCCUCGAUACUUUAUCAACCUUCAACGUCGCCUACACCAGGACGAGUACCUACAUCCCAAAGGCGUACAGUACUUGGUCAAAUAGAGGAAGAGAGCAGUAUUAGACAACUUUACGCGACAUCCUCUGCCAAUGACGCGUCGGUGGCUCGAAGGAACAGGCACCGUCAAGAUGGAUCUAGCAAUGGGUUCAUAAAAGAGGCCAAGGCAUCGCCACGUUUGGAUCCGAAAGGGUACCACACAGGCUCUAAUACAGCCCGUCGUCUGCGGAUCCAAACAACAGACGAGUCUUCCCCUCUAUCUUCGGAUUCAACCCUCGAGCAAUUGGAUCCAACAACGCCCGACGUAGUCGACUUUGCACCCCGGUCAGAUUCUCCAGAUCCACUUGUUAAACCUCAGCGGAGUCCAAAGCUUACGUCUACCGUUGAGCUAGGAAUCAACCCACCUCUCAACACGACCAAGAUGCUCCACCCCUCUUGCGUGUUACAACAUCCUAUUCAUUCUACUUCUGGCGCAUUUCUGGAUUUCGAAAGCGAAGACGAGUUGACGCUCAGCCCGCGCUCCACGCCGCGUCUGAGUAUUGAUCAUGCGUCCUUGUCACCGAAUCGACAAUAUCAUCGUGAAUACAGUCGAGAAGAGGAGCAAAGCGAAGCCGAAUUCGCGAGCGAGUCAGAGUCAUCCUCCUCCGACCUCCAGGCUCUUGACCAAAAUACGCGACCGAGCCUGCUGGUCCGACAACAUUUGUCUACUCGAGGCUCCAAGGAUAUUUGGUCUACACCGCUCUACGUCGUUCCGGGUAGCGACUCGGACGAGGCGGGUAUGGACCGCGCAUUUACCGUAUCCGCGACGCUGACCAGCGAGGAAUUGGAACACGAAGAGGUGGACCGAUCACGCCUGGCGAACUCGGACAAUGAGGAGGAUUUCGUCUCGCACUCUCGUCGUGUUUCCUUGGAUCGAGACUCUUAUCGAAGUCUCUCUCCAGUGACGAGUACAUCAUCGGUUGACAUUGAUGCACACGCGCGAGAAAUUGCCAAAGGAAAGCAACCGCUACGAGGGCGCGCACGACCGCGUUCGCCAACCAGGUUCUGCCAAUCUUCCCGUCUUCAAGAUUCCACAGAAGCGGUCUACUCCUUUCUCUCAUACGAACAUCAAAUAGAAGAUCAUACAAGCUCCUCAAGCGAACCUAGUGGAGAGAGCCCCGAGCGACGGUACCCUUCCCUCUGUGAGGGCUCCGCUCCUAAUCCCUCAUCCGACGAACAUGCUCUCUCCCAGCCCUCGACCUCGCAAGACCCACACGGAGGCGGCUCCGAAGAUGGAUUCGUCAUUCGACCACGACGCCGUUUUCUAGGAGUCGGCAUCAAUCAUCCAAUUGGCUCGUACGCCCGUUUAAUGCGACGCUCGCCGGAACAACGUUCAGUCUCGCCUCCCAUGGGAUCCAUUGGUCCUCGUUUAAUCUCCGAGAGGAGUUUCGAAGAGUCGAGUAGUGACUCUUCGAAUGGCGUCCAUCGUCGACCAAGAAAGCGACGGGCGGCCGUUGCGGACAGUGAGGACGAGUUUGUGCCAAUAAUUCCGGCACCCCACACGGCUGACAGACGUCUAGUCCAAAGCCCGGAAACCUCUCGAGCCAUCCCCGAGGAGAAGCGAGCAGCAUACCUUGACAAUACGUGCGUCGACGACGUGGAUCUGUCGGCCAUUAGGAUCAAGGAGCCAGCUGGGCUACGGACCGAGACGACAAAGUGGUGUCAUAAUUGUCGAAACGCACGAACACAGAACAAGAAUCGCGCGCGGUGUUGGAAUACCGGAACGUCGGGCGACUCGAACAUUCGAUGCAACAAGACAUGGUGCGUUCCGUGUCUUCAGAAAUGGUACGGAUUCGACGACGACGCCGUUUCGUAUGCACUUCAUGGCCACGUUGGCGACGGGCAGGCCAAAGGAACCGGCCUUGGUAUACGAGAGGAUUCCUGGAUAUGUCCCUACUGCCUGGACCUCUGCAUGUGUACUCAGUGCACAAAGCAUCGAGUGCGCGUUCGCUUCCUGCCGAGUAAACACGCCGGCCUUCACCUUAUCUUUGACGCUUCCCGACCCACAACCUCUGGCAACACCGUCGACCCGCCGUUAUUUCCCACCCAGCGCAAGAUCCAAAGUCUGCUCGCUGUUCCUCCGCAUUGGCUACCAAAGACCUUGUACGCGCGACUUUCCAACGGGCGCACCACCACCGACGGCAGCAAACCACGCACCCGUUGUUUUCAACUCGGUGCGGAUCUAGAGGAUGAUGGGCUAUCGGACUCGUUCACCGAGUCGGACGACGAUCGUCGCGGCGUCCCAUCGACCUCGCGACACAACUACCUGGUCGUAGCCCCAGGUCUACGGAUGCCUGCCACGCGCAAGAGGAAGCAAGGUCGUCCUCUUACUCGGACUGGUCUUGCGUCGCUCGGACCCAGCGGUGGGAGGGUGUCGCUAUGCGAUCUCCCCCAGCCUUUGGAUGCGGUCCUCGUCUCAUCAAAUUCAAUUGUCGAGACGUUCGGAGAUGUAGAGAUGGAGGAUGCAUCGUUCGCUGAGACAGAUCCCAGGCAAGAGUCGGUGCCUCGGACAGUCGAUCCGAACCUUGUGUUCAGGCCACCAGCUUCGGACACGACCAUAUCGCUCCCUCCUCUACCCGCCAGUUCACCUAACGAUCAACACCCACGCAUCAACUACGCUCAGCCCGACGAAUCGAUUACCAUCCUUUCCCUCGACUCGACUUCACAAGGGAAUGCGACGUGGUCGACUUCAAUACUUGCCCCCGAUGUUUACCCAUUGCAACCACUCGACUUGACCCCGGAUCCAGGCGAACCAGUUGCGAAUCCGCUUCUAGACCUCGCUGAGCUGACACUCUUUGGUGUUGAGGAGACCACUCAACGUUCAAAUUCUGCAUCUUGUAUCAUAUAA